This is a messenger RNA of Condylostylus longicornis, 810 nucleotides long. RefSeq names its product circadian clock-controlled protein daywake (gene Jhbp5). NCBI's taxonomy places the organism in Eukaryota, Metazoa, Arthropoda, Insecta, Diptera, Dolichopodidae. The transcript has 5 exons. The record is from RefSeq and is a predicted model, not a curated record. Bases 1 to 810 code for a protein of 269 amino acids.
AUGGCGCAUACUAUACAGAAAAUUGUGAUUACAAUAAGUGUCUGGUAUAUCAUAGUUUUAAAGAUAAGAAGACAUAACAUAAUUAUUAAGGGUUUUGUUGAAACAACACAAAAUUUACCAUCAUAUUUGAAUAUUUGUAAGCGUUCUGAACCAAAUAUCGAUGAUUGUGUAUGGAAAAGUAUUGAUAAAUUAAGACCAUAUUUAAUAUCUGGUAUUCCAACAUUAAAUAUACCACCAAUGGAACCAUUAUUAGUACCAUUAGUUAAAGUUGACCAAUCAGUUGGACCAAUUUAUGUUAAAUCACAAUAUAAUGAUGUAAAAAUUAUGGGAACAUCAAAAUUUGUUGUUGAAGAUUUAAAAAUGAAUUUUGAUGAUAAUUCAUUUUCAUUACAAAUAUAUUUUCCAACAUUAAAUAUAACAUCAGAUUAUAGUAUAACAGGAAAAAUUUUAAUAAUGCCAAUUAUUGGAAAAGGAGCUUUAAAUGCUAAUUUUACUGAUGUAGUCGUUACAAGUGUAUUAAGUGGAGAACGAUUUAAAAAGAAUAAUACAAAUGGUAUAGAAGAGGAAUAUUUUAGAGUAACUGAUGUUAAAGUUCAUUUUAAAAUUGGUGGAUCAAAUACACAUUUAGAUAAUUUAUUUAAUGGUGAUCCAAGAUUAGGUAAUAGUAUGAAUAAAUUUUUAAAUGAUAAUUGGCAUAUAAUCGCAUAUGAAAUAAAACCAAUACUAGAAGAAGCAAUAAGUGAAAUGAUAAAAGAAUUAUGUGAUGAUUUCUUUAAUAAUUAUAGUUAUGAUGUUCUAUUUCCAAAAUAA